AUGGCAGAUGGAGACACUUAUUGUUAUGUGAAGUCAAGUGGUGCAUGCUACCCUAAAGGGGGUGCGAGAGAAAUCCCAUACCACAUCAUUCGAGUCAUCGAAAAUGGUGGAAAAGUACUGGUCAAAGCCCCAGUCUCUCAGAUUUUGGUUAAUAACAAUGGUGCUGCUUAUGGUGUGACUGUGCAGAGGGGUAGUGAGCAGAUUAACAUUAAAGCUCCUGUAGUCAUUUCAAGUGUUGGUGUAUUCACCACUUUUCAGGAGCUUCUGCCUUAUGAGAUCCAAGUCAAGUCAGAGGUGAAAGAACGCCUGAGUCCCUUCAAAAUUGGUAAAAUAUCCUUCCAGGUGUUUGCAGGCUUCAAUGCUGCCCAGGAAGAGUUGGGCAUUACAUCAACAAACACGUUGCUCUUCAAGAGCAAUGAUCUCGAUGACCUGUUGGAGGAGUACUUCAGUUUGAAUAAAGAUAAAGCGCCUGUGAAUGUUCCUAUGAUGUUUGUCUCCUUUCCUUCUGCUAAAGACCCCACCUCAAAGGACCGCUUUCCAGGCAAAUCAUGUAUGGAGAUUCAUACCAUUGUGAGAUAUGAGUGGUUUGCACAAUGGAAGGAGCUGCCUGUGGAGACCCUAGCUGAUCAUGAGAAUUACAAGAUGAGAUUUGCCAAUUAUCUUUUUGACUGGGCCUGUAGCUACUUCCCCAAGCUGAGAGCGAAGUUGGCAGUGCUACAUGCUGUCAGUCUAGUCAAUAUGCAUGGGCUGGGAGCCAAAGAUGGAUCCAUGAUGUCUGCUGAGCACAACCUGGAGCGAUACCACCCUUUGAACAUGGCCAAAAGCAGGUGCUCUAUACCCGUAAAGAAUCUAUACCUGUCAGGUCAGGACGUGUUCAGCGCUGGUUAUUCUGGAGUGUUGCAUGGUGGACUCAUUUGUGCCUCUACUGUUCUGGGACAUGUGGUCUACAUUGACCUUUUCCUCCUGGCUUGA
Pygocentrus nattereri (red-bellied piranha) is the source of this 972-nucleotide messenger RNA. RefSeq names its product inactive all-trans-retinol 13,14-reductase-like. The record is from RefSeq and is a predicted model, not a curated record. The transcript has 9 exons. Lineage: Eukaryota; Metazoa; Chordata; Actinopteri; Characiformes; Serrasalmidae. The coding region runs from base 1 to 972 and encodes 323 amino acids.